GUAUAUCAUUAAAGAGGUUAACUUUACAUACAUACACACUAGUGACAUAGAGUUUCACAUACUCAAUAUUUCUGGCCAUAUUCAUAGUCUAUCAUGUAUUCAUCCUUUUCAUCUUCCUCCAAUACUAAACCAGAAAAACACGAGGUGUUCAUUAGUUUUAAAAGUGAAGACACCCGCAAGACAUUCACAAGCCAUCUUAAUGGUGCUUUGAAAAGACGAGAUAUCGAAACCUACACAGAGUGCAAAGUUGAGAGAGGAGAAGAAAUGCCCUUAACCCAUGUUAGGGCUAUUCAAGAAUCCAAACUCUCUUUGAUUGUUUUCUCCAAAAACUAUGCAGAUUCUAAGUGUUUGGAUGAACUGGUGAAAAUAGUUGAGUGUGGAAAGACAAAAAGGUAUAUUGUAUUGCCUGUUUUCUAUGACAUUGAUCCUUCUGAUGUGAGGAAUCAGAGAGGAACCUUUGCUGAGGCUUUUGCCAAACAUGAGCGACAUUUUGAGGAGAAGAAGAAGGUACGAGAAUGGAGGAAUGCUUUGGUGGAAGCAGCAAAUUUUUCUGGUUGGGAUUGCACCGACGCCAACAGGACAGAAUUUGAAAUGGUUGAGGAAAUUGCAAACGAUGUGCUUGAAAAGUUGAACCGUGCGAAUGUGAUUGACCUAGAUGUGCAGAUUGCUAAAUUGGAGCAACUGGCACAACUUCAAUAUGAUCUUUAUACAAAGAUUAUCUCUUUGGAAAACUUGCAAAAACACAAUGCUACGGUUCAACGUGUGACUGAACUUAAAAUGGAGAGGAGCAUUCGUUUGCUUCGUCUAACACCGGAUAUGCUCUCGUAUACGCAAAAGUCAAACUCUGAUUAUGACUAUGGCUUUUGAAUUUUAUUUCUUAAAAUGUUAAAUGUAAAAGGAAGGAGAAAGAUGUGGAUUGGAAGAUUGAUUAUGU
Vigna angularis (adzuki bean) is the source of this 934-nucleotide messenger RNA. RefSeq names its product disease resistance protein RPV1. The transcript has 2 exons. The record is from RefSeq and is a predicted model, not a curated record. Gene Ontology annotation, biological process: signal transduction. NCBI's taxonomy places the organism in Eukaryota, Viridiplantae, Streptophyta, Magnoliopsida, Fabales, Fabaceae. Bases 94 to 867 code for a protein of 257 amino acids.